Messenger RNA from Girardinichthys multiradiatus, 2072 nucleotides. RefSeq names its product ubiquitin specific peptidase 12a (gene usp12a). NCBI's taxonomy places the organism in Eukaryota, Metazoa, Chordata, Actinopteri, Cyprinodontiformes, Goodeidae. The transcript is spliced from 9 exons. The record is from RefSeq and is a predicted model, not a curated record. Gene Ontology annotation, biological process: protein deubiquitination. The coding region runs from base 226 to 1344 and encodes 372 amino acids. Gene Ontology annotation, cellular component: cytosol; nucleus. Gene Ontology annotation, molecular function: cysteine-type deubiquitinase activity; cysteine-type endopeptidase activity.
GUUUGAGGUUUAGUCAGGUCCGACUGAGUGCCAAAACUGAAAAGCUACGAGAAUCCUACGACUCGUAUUAAUCACGCGAAACCGGAAGCACCUAGCAGUGAACAGUCUUGUCUUCUUCAAGCUGUUUGUCCGCAGCAGUCGCGAGCUCAGCAGCGUCUCCUCACGAGGACAUCCAGCCCAGUCCUGUCAGCGCGCGGCUGUGUUGUGGAAGAUGGCGCUAGCCGAAUGGAAAUCCUAAUGACAGUCUCAAAAUUUGCCUCUUUUUGUACCAUGGGCGCCAAUGCCUCUGCUCUGGAGAAAGAGAUUGGAUCUGAGCAGUUUCCGGUCAAUGAGCACUACUUUGGCCUGGUCAAUUUUGGGAACACCUGCUACUGCAACUCAGUCCUGCAGGCUCUGUAUUUCUGCCGGCCGUUUCGGGAGAAGAUCCUAGCGUACCGCAGUCAACCUCGGCGGAAGGAGAACCUGCUCACCUGCCUGGCUGACCUGUUCCACAGCAUUGCCAACCAGAAGAGAAAAGUGGGGGUCAUACCGCCCAAGAAAUUUAUCACAAGGCUACGCAAGGAGAACGAGCUGUUUGACAACUACAUGCAGCAGGAUGCUCAUGAGUUCCUAAACUACCUGCUAAACACCAUCGCAGAUCUCCUGCAGGAGGAGAGGAAGCAGGAGAAGUCAAAUGGCCGUCUUGCCAAUGGCACAUUGGACUCCCAGAACAACAACAGCAAUGCCACACCUGCUCCAACCUGGGUCCACGAGAUCUUCCAAGGCACGCUGACCAACGAGACGCGUUGUCUCACCUGUGAAACGAUAAGCAGCAAAGAUGAAGACUUUCUGGACCUUUCUGUGGAUGUAGAACAGAAUACCUCCAUCACGCACUGCCUCAGAGGGUUCAGUAACACAGAGACUCUGUGCAGCGAGUACAAAUACUACUGUGAGGAAUGUAGAAGCAAGCAGGAGGCACACAAGAGGAUGCGCGUAAAGAAGCUGCCAAUGAUCCUGGCUCUGCACCUCAAGCGCUUUAAGUACAUGGAGCAGCUCCAGCGAUACACCAAGCUGUCCUAUCGCGUUGUCUUCCCUCUGGAGCUCCGUCUCUUCAACACCUCUGGAGACGCCACAAAUCCUGAGAGGUUAUACGACCUGGUUGCUGUGGUAGUGCAUUGUGGGAGCGGUCCAAACAGGGGUCACUAUAUCGCCAUUGUAAAAAGUCAUGACUUCUGGUUGCUCUUUGAUGAUGACAUUGUAGAGAAAAUCGACGCCCAGGCCAUAGAAGAAUUCUAUGGUCUCACUUCUGAAAUCUCCAAGAACUCAGAGUCGGGCUACAUCCUCUUCUACCAGUCCAGAGACUAAAUGAGACGUGGACCCGAGUGCUUUGCCACGUUGUCCCAGAGACUCCCUCUUUUACCUUUUGUGGGGGACAGCAGAUUGUAAAGUUGCACGGUGUCAUACUUGCCUACACAGCUGUAACUCAUACCUGUGCUUUUACGCACCUCAGCUCUGCAGCUCAGUCGUGGCAGUUCCCUCUACUUACCUGCUGACCCCUCACCCUGACGGCCUCCGUGUCCUUCCUGCCCCUCCCCCCAUCUGCCGCUGCGAGGACAGAGGGAGACAAUAACUAAUGAAACUGUGUGAAGAUUGUUUUAAAAAAGGAGUAAGGGUUGUACAGAUAUUGAUUGGUUGUAUGAGUGGUGUUCUAGGUUUUUCCUUGGGUGUCGGGUGAGUGGGUAUUUAAUUCAUAUGACGUAAUAUCGGCCUGGAGUCUUCACCUCCCACAAUGUUAACCUAAACUGUGACAGAGGUAUUUUGGUCAUGGAUGUAACGGAGGAUGGGUGCGCCACUUACAGGGAGAAUUGGGCUGUGUAUUUCUAGUGUACAGAAUGGUAUUUGUAUAAAUAUUUCAUUAAGAUAUUAUCAUUGGAAAAUGUUAGACUUGGAGAAGAUGUAUUAACACUAUGGUGCACUUUUGAUACUGUUUUGUAGGUGUUGGCAAGCUUAAUGUGAGGGGAUUGCUUGAAAAGGCCUGUUGUGAAGCGAUCAUUUUCUGUUUUAAAGAAAAAGAAAUAAAGCCAAUAAGAUUG